This is a messenger RNA of Danio rerio (zebrafish), 2436 nucleotides long. NCBI's taxonomy places the organism in Eukaryota, Metazoa, Chordata, Actinopteri, Cypriniformes, Danionidae. The record is from RefSeq and is a predicted model, not a curated record.
CCUUCUCCAAACAGAGUCAUAGACAGACAGCUGUUCCAGACUCCAGUAGACAAAAAAGCUAUUCGCUGUCAUCUGCCUUUAAAUAUGUAGCGGACUGCAGCUCUUCAGUCCAGCUGCUGAUGCUGCUGCUGUUUCGUCCUCAAUGCCAUGCUGAAAACAUCCGACAACAAGCUUUUCUCCUGAUCGUUAAAAGCUUCGAGGGGUAUGACAGACCAGGAGAGCCCCACUGUGGAUGAUCCCCCUCCAACAUACCCAAUCUUCCUCCUUGUCUUUUUCUUCUUCAUCACCGGCCUUCUGGGUUUUCUAAUCUGUCACUUAUUGAAGACGAAGGGCUACCGCUGUGAAUUGGAAGAGGAUGAAGAAGACUGUGAAGGCAAACUGGGAGCAGACCAAGAUGAUGUAUCAGAAGACAGUCAAGACACUGUGGAACAAAUUCUGAAGUGUAUCAUUGAGAAUGAAGCUAAUGUGGAGGCCUUCAGAGAGAUGUUGGUUGGCCAAAAUGUUUGUGAGCAUUAUGACCCACGGCUGCGUCAUAAAGACAGUGUCGGUGGUCUUCCCCUUCACCACCACACAGUUCAUCUCGGAGGUGAAAUCAGCUCUUGUGUUCACUGCAUGCAAGGACAAAUCUUAAAAACGCGACGCAGAAGCCGCGUGGCCAAAAGCAAAGCCCGGCCAGGAGAGCAGACUGUGUUUUCUGUGGGCAGAUUCCGUGUCACCCACAUGGACAAGAGAAACAGCCUUCACGGGUCAAUGAAUCUUCCUACCCCCAAGCCAGGAAACACAUCGAAUGACACAACGCUCUCAGACAGCAGGACGGGAUUGAAGGAAACUUCACUGAAGUCUCAGGAGGAAUACAACAUCCGCAACAUGUUUAAAGACUCUGGAGCAACUAACGGCAAAGUCCCAAAUGUAGGCAAACGGAAGAAGAGUGUGACUUUGCUGGGCUUUUACAAGACUAGUAGUCCUGUGGAGAUCAAAGCAGGGCCGGAAGUAUUUGUGGAGGACAAAGAAGGAUCAACCACUGCUGAUCAGCUCUCCAUCUCACUGGAAGAAUGCUUGAGCUCCGUUCCGGUGUCUCCCUCUGACACUGAAGCAGCUUUAAAUCAAAAUUCAAAUAAAGGUUCUGGUUAUAAAUUAGAUGAGACUGUUAGGGAGAACAGCCCAGAGAAACAAAAGCCUGAGGAUGAUGAGACUUUAAAUGCGAAAUCGCAAGAGAAAUUAAGUACGAGCACGGCAGAGAUUGUUGAUGAUAGUUCUAAAGGAUGCUCUAGAUUUUCUGUGGUACGAACUGUGGAGGAGGCUGUCGUCAUACCUGCAGCUGAUACCGACAACAGAGGCGAAAGUACAGUACAACAAGAUGACCCUAAGACUGAGCAAAUUAGUCAGAAGAGUAUAGACAGCAGCAAAUAAUCAGUAAACUAAUAGACCAUAGAUAUGAUUACAGAAUCCCAGCCCCACAAAUAUUAACGCCGGUCAGACAAUCGUGUUUAAAGGAACACUUCACUUCAAAAACUCGCAAAAACUCACAAAAGUGUUUAGAUAAUUUUCCUACUUAAAGUUUGACUCUUCUGUAGUUACAUCGUGCAUGAAGACAGAUACAUUCAUUCAUUGAUUUUCCUUUGGCUUAGUCCUAAGGACUGAGCCUGAAGGGACUAUGUUUCUCGGCGGGCCUGGGAACGCCUCAGGAUCCCCCUGGAGGACCUGGAGGAAGUGUCUGGGAAGAGGGAAUGAAUAAUGAAUGAAUAAUAUAAAAUAAAUUGAAUUGAUUAAAAAUGGUCAAAACUCAACUGUUUAUCUCUAGGGAAGUGGUAAAAUUAGUCUAUUUUCAAAAACAGUAUAGUGUCCUUUGAGAAUGUGACAAGUUUUUGACCCUGGGCCACACAAUGAGUCUUAAAUUGCACAUGUAAACUUGUGCGAAUAGCUAAAAACGAAUUGUAUUCUGUACAAACUUCUAUAGAAUAUUAAAUAAAAAUGUUAUGUAAACAUGUCAUGUCAUGCACUCAAAAUAUGACUUUUGCUGCUUAAGUUUUUUUGAGGGACAACUCUUAAAUUUGUAUAAAUGAUUUGGUUAACUUAGUCUAUUUGUGUUGUGACAACAUGAAGGACCUAUGUGGAACCCGGCAUUUUUUUUCAGUAUGUGUACAUUACUAAGCACUUCAAUUUGACAGGUUUAAAGGUGAUUCUUUCAAUAUUUCGAUUUUUUGGAUCCCUCAGGUACAGAUGUUCAAAUAGUUGUAUCCCAGUCAAAUAUAGUCACAUUGUAACAAUCCAAACAUCAAUAUAAAGCUUAUUUAGUUAGCGUUUAUUUGAUUUCAAUUUCCAAAAGUUGUAAGACUUAAGACUGGCUUGUGGUCGAGGGUCACAUAUGGAAAAUGUAUCAAUUGUCAUUACUCUGCUUUUACUAACAAUACACUUUGUACAUAACUAAUUGCAUAU